UCAUACUAAAAAUGGGAGGAAAAGGAUCAAAUAAUAACGAUAAUAAAUCAGCUUUUGAGAACAUUAGGAGAGCAAAUAGCGGUAUCAUCCCAGCUGCAGCAAGACCAAAUGAUGGAGAUGAUAAUCAAUACCCAUUCCAGAAUUAUUUACAAAAUAGUGAUGGAGAAGACACCACUAGCCAAGUUGCUGUCUUAAAGAUGCAUUCAGCUAUUAGGAAGGAUACUAUCAAGCUUGUAAAAGAUGGAGAAGGGAAGUAUUACUUCUCAUUCCAGUUUGAUUCAACAUAUAACUGUACUAUUACUAUUUUUGUGUGAUGACAGGAACUUAAGAAUGCAAAUAAUAUUCCUUUACAUUUUGUUACUGCUCCAGAUUUGCCUUGUCCCAAUCAGUAUAAAUUUUCAGCUGGAAUCGGGCAGGAUUUCCCACCAAAGGUAAAUAUCUUAAAUCCUACUGCUUAUAAAGAGCUUGACUUAACUGAAGCAAAGGAUGAUUACUUCCCUGUUGUAUUAAUGAUUGAGACUGAUUACCCUGAAGAUUAUAAAGGCAAGGCUAAAUAAGAGUUGCCAGAUAAUCUAUGGCUCUUUCAUCCUUGAAGGAUCAGACUACUCCUUUCAUUGCCUUAAAGCCAAGUUCUUGUUCAAUAAUAGAAUGUUUGACCUAGGUGAGAUCUUUGGGAUUGAGGGUGGAACUGCCAACCUGAUAAAUGAUACUAACAAAUUAUGAGUAAUUUGCUUUACCAAUGACAAGGAUACAGUCGUACUUCCUUGAAGACACAUGUGAUUGUGCAUGGAAUGCUCCCAAAUAGUAAGGAGACAGUCUAACAACUGCCCUAUUUGUAGGACAAAGGUUUCAACCUUUAUUCAAAUCAAGGAUGAAAAUGCACCAAACCCAGAAAGCAAUGAACCAAAGUCAUUAAUGAGGAAAGCUACUAAUGAUGAAAGUGAAGAAGAAGAGGAGAGUGAAGAGGAAGUCGAAGAGAGCAAAAAUGCUCAUAGAGUUGAUGAGCCAGACCUUGAAGCUUAGCAUUAUUUUUUAUCUCUUGUGC
This is a messenger RNA of Moneuplotes crassus, 1045 nucleotides long. Lineage: Eukaryota; Ciliophora; Spirotrichea; Euplotida; Euplotidae. The record is from the annotation of a GenBank genome assembly.